AUCUGAAUUACUUCCAUACAGAACCUACAACGUUGAUGUUUAUGCACGGAACAGCGCAGGCAAAGGCGCAAACUCGAAUGUUUCAUUCAGGACGAAUAUUGACUAUCCAGACAAACCCACCGGUGUUUACACGGGAAAUAAAACAGCGUCUUCUCUACUGAUUAACUGGGCAAAGGCUGAUCAUUUUAAUGGUCCGACAAAGUAUAUGGUGCUAAUAAACGAUUUAACUAAUGGUUCCAUCAUUAUUCCGCCGUGCACAACUGCUGUUGGUGAUUGGACAGACAAGCUGUCGACCGAAUGCAAUGUGCCUGGACUGGACGCGUAUUGGAAGUACGACAUUGUUGUUGAAGCAAUUACGUUUGAUGAACGUGUUGGCGAAUUAACAAAAAGCUCCGAAAAGAAAACAUUUAUAACUGCAGAAGCCGUUCCUGGACCUGUUGCGCAAUUCGAUGUAAUACCUGAAGACAACGUAUUGGAGGUACGAAACUUCCGUAUUGACUGGACUCGACCUACUGAGCGGGAUUUAAACGGCAUCUUAACAGGAUUUGUAAUCCACUAUCAAAGUGAACAGAUACAAGCUUGUACAAGUGUAGGGCCUGGAGAAGCUGUCCAUGAAGAGAUCACUGUGAAACCUGGAGGUAAAGACACGUAUUUAUAA
Mya arenaria is the source of this 658-nucleotide messenger RNA. RefSeq lists its product as uncharacterized. NCBI's taxonomy places the organism in Eukaryota, Metazoa, Mollusca, Bivalvia, Myida, Myidae. The transcript is spliced from 5 exons. Bases 206 to 658 code for a protein of 150 amino acids. Gene Ontology annotation, molecular function: protein binding. The record is from RefSeq and is a predicted model, not a curated record.